Molecule: messenger RNA, 633 nt
Organism: Paramecium octaurelia
Lineage: Eukaryota; Ciliophora; Oligohymenophorea; Peniculida; Parameciidae
Source: the annotation of a GenBank genome assembly
AUGGAACUUCUUGCCCUAGACCAUAAUUGGUUCAUAUGUGUCUGUUUGAAGCAGAUCUUAUGCUUAAAAAUAUGGAUCAGUUAUUAGAGUCUAAGAUAGAAUGAUAUGGUAAUAAUUAAUAAUAGCGUAGGUAUAAAAUUUCUUAUUUUAUCAUUCCAUGUAUUAUUUAUUAUUACUUUGGAUUCUUCGGAUGUGUAGGCACUGUAAUCAACAACGUAGUGUACUUGGAAACCAUUAAUUAUAUGAAGCAUUAUGGUUUGAGCCGAAAAGAAAUACAACCUGGAAAAUAAGAGAAAGUAGACUUCAACACAGUUGGAAUGCUCCACAAAGAUUCUCGAAUUAUCUCCUCUUUAAAUUAUAAAGACAUUAAGACCAUCACGAAAUCCAUAAAAAUCCUACCAAACACUCUGUUCCUAUUAAGAAAUCCCUCAAUUGCCACAUGGAUAUACUGUGUGUAUUAUAUUGGCAUGGGUACCAAAAUUAUGGUUUGAAAUUAUAGAUUUGUAAUUAAAGAAUUGGAAACAUCAUAAAAAGAAUGUGACCUCUGACCAAGUCCACCAGAAAAUGCUUCAUUUCAUAUUCAAGAUUGGCCUGGUCACUACAACAUUGGCAACUGCUUCAAUUGCAUUAUGA